This is a messenger RNA of Morus notabilis, 2182 nucleotides long. Its product is annotated as glucan endo-1,3-beta-glucosidase 5. The transcript has 2 exons. Gene Ontology annotation, molecular function: hydrolase activity, hydrolyzing O-glycosyl compounds. Gene Ontology annotation, cellular component: plasma membrane. NCBI's taxonomy places the organism in Eukaryota, Viridiplantae, Streptophyta, Magnoliopsida, Rosales, Moraceae. Gene Ontology annotation, biological process: carbohydrate metabolic process. The record is from RefSeq and is a predicted model, not a curated record. Bases 465 to 1955 code for a protein of 496 amino acids.
UCUCUUUUCAUGUCCCAAAUGUCAUUAAAUCAUCAGCACAGAAUUCAACGACAUGAUUUUCCGUGCAUGUUGAUCUCUCUCUCUCUACUUACCGACUUCUUUUUUUUUUUUUUUUUGUGGCUAAUCCUACUUACUAAUAGUGCUCAAUUAGCUCUUUUGUGCUAUCUUUUUAGUUCUCAUCAACUCAUCUACCUUUCCUUUUUUGGGCAAAUGUUCUCACCUUUGAACACAACUUGUCCCUCCCAAGUUUUCUUUCCUCGGCAAGAAUUUGUGUCUCUUUUUUUCAUAUCUGUUGUUCUUUUUCAUAUUUUGUGUUUGUGUUGUAAUUUUCUCAAUUGAUCUUCAAGUUUUUGGGCUUGGAUCUUUCUUGGGUGCUAAGUAUAUUCACUUCCCAAUUCAGAGAAAAACUCGCAAAACCCACUUCUCUUUCACUGAUUUAUCCUCAACCAAACAGUUUUCUGCUCAUGGGGUUGUUGAAAGGCAUCAAUUUUCAUGGUGGGUUUCUUGUUUUUGUCUUCUUGCUGUUCUUUAUAGCUAUGGUUAAAUCAGUAGAGGGAAUUGGAGUCAACUGGGGAACACAGUCAACGCACCCUUUGCCUGCUGCCACGGUGGUGAAGAUGUUAAAGGACAAUGGGAUCCAAAAUGUCAAGCUUUUUGAUGCUGAUUCCACUAUAUUGAAAGCUCUUGGGAAUUCUGGGAUUCAGGUCAUGGUGGGAAUCCCAAACGACAUGCUCAAUAGUUUGGCUAAUAGUGAAAAAGCAGCUGAGAAUUGGGUGUCCAAAAACUUGUCCUCACACGUUGCCAAUGGUGUAGGUGUAAGGUAUGUUGCAGUUGGGAAUGAACCUUUCUUGGCAACCUACAAUGGCAGCUUCCUUGGGACAACUUUUCCCGCUCUUCAAAACGUUCAGUCAGCCAUAGCGAAAGUUGGUUUAGGCAACCAAGUUAAAGUCACUAUCCCUCUAAAUGCUGAUGUGUAUGGCAGCUCGAGCGACAAACCUUCAGAUGGCGACUUUCGAUCAGACAUCCGUGAUCUUAUGCUCGAAAUAAUUAAGUUCUUGAGCGACAAUGGCGCUCCCUUUACUGUAAACAUCUACCCCUUCAUCAGCCUCCACAAUGAUCCUAACUUCCCCGUUGAUUUUGCCUUCUUUGAUGGCAACUCCAAUUCCAUAAAUGACAAUGGAAGGAUCUAUCAGAAUGUGUUCGAUGCAAACCAUGACACCCUUGUAUGGGCUCUGCAGAAACAUGGAUAUGGAAACAUGUCAAUUAUUGUCGGUGAGAUUGGCUGGCCUACUGACGGAGACCGCAGCGCAAAUCUGCAGUAUGCACAGCGGUUCAACCAAGGGUUCAUGACCCGGUUCAAUGCCGGGACAGGAACCCCAAUGAGACCAGGCACCAUGGAAGUCUACCUGUUUAGCCUUAUUGAUGAAGAUCACAAAAGCAUUGAGCCAGGUAACUUUGAACGCCAUUGGGGUCUGUUUUACUUCGACGGGACAGCCAAGUACCAGCUGAAUCUCGGAACCACAAGCUCAAAUGCGUUAGUACCCGCAAGCAGUGUAAGUUAUCUGGCUCAACAAUGGUGUGUUUUGUCUUCAUCAGCUAACCUGGAUGAUCCACAAGUGGUGCUGAGCGUGAGCUAUGCUUGUGCAAAUGGAGAUUGCACACGUCUUGGAUAUGGUACUUCUUGUGAAAGCUUGGAUUCUCGCGGGAACAUUUCGUAUGCAUUCAACAGUUACUACCAGAUAAAUGACCAGCUUGAGAGUGCCUGUAAAUUCCCAGAUGGCCUUUCAGUUGUCACCAACCAAGACCCCUCAACUGGAGACUGCAAAUUUAGGAUCAUGAUCCAACUGCCUUCUUCCUCAAGUAAUGAAGGAGGAAAUGUGGGAGGAGUUGGACAUCUUGAAAAGCCUGUUGGUUUGAUUCUGUUUGUGUUGGUGAUUCUCUUUGUGAUUUUGUGAUUAUAGGCUUUUGUGAUUUUCUUGUAUUAUUAUUAUUAUUAUUUUCCAUUUGUUAUUUAUAUAGGAUAUGUUAAAUGUCACAUGCUGUGAUUAUUAAUUUGGGGCUGGGGCCUGGAAUUUCAGUGAAAGAUUGUAGAUAGUAUACAUGUAUUCAUGGGGACUAAAUCACCUGCUAAUUUUUAUGCAAUUCAAUUUGAUUAAAAUCCAGGUUAUGGUCAACCAAUUCU